Messenger RNA from Dreissena polymorpha, 2490 nucleotides. Its product is annotated as calmodulin-A-like. The transcript has 6 exons. NCBI's taxonomy places the organism in Eukaryota, Metazoa, Mollusca, Bivalvia, Myida, Dreissenidae. Bases 164 to 613 code for a protein of 149 amino acids. Gene Ontology annotation, molecular function: calcium ion binding; enzyme regulator activity. The record is from RefSeq and is a predicted model, not a curated record.
AGAUAAACAUUGAUUGAGGUGAUUUAAGCCGUAUAACGUUCGAAUAUUGUGACCGAGGGUUUAACGAAGACAGGUUAAGACAUCGUGUAUCGAAUGUUUUGAGUAUGAUAUUUUAUGGAAGUAAUAGUUUAAAACAUUAAUUUGUACCUAAUUUGGAUAAAUCAUGAGCGACCUUACAGAGGAGCAGAUCAAAGAGUUUCGCGAAGCAUUCGAUCUCUUCGACAAAGAUGGCGACCAAACGAUUACCACGGCCGAGCUCCUGACCGUGAUGCGGUCGCUAGGACACAACCCUAGUAACGAGGAGUUGAUGCAGAUGAUCAGGGAGGUCGACAUAAACGGGAACGGAAAGAUCGAGUUCAACGAGUUUCUCGCGCUGAUGGAGAAGAACCUGCGAUGUUACGACUCGGAGGAGCUCAUCCGGGGCGCCUUUGAGGUCAUCGAUCUCCACGGGGACGGCUACAUCACCUACCAGCAACUGCGACAGGUCGUCCAUGAUCUGGGUCUGGACUACACGGAGGACGAAAUGAGAGACAUGAUCGCCGAGGCGGACACUUCCGGCGAAGGCAGGGUCAACUACCACGAUUUUUUGACAGUGAUGACAAACAAUCUUUAGUAUACGACAAUGAAGACCUCACUGCUGACUAUACAGGUCCAAUAGACCUCACUGAUGACUAUGCAGGUCCAAUUAUUAUUAUUGCAAUGCUUCCUACCAAACACUUAGUUUCGCUCCAUCAUCACCGAGCAAAGUUACCUAUUGCAAAUGCUGUCAAACUUGGUUUUAAAACUGAUAUAUGGUUUUGAUCUCCAUUCCAUGGAAGAAUCUCAUCAAUAAUAUCAUUGUUGCUUAAAUUAAAAUUAUACAAAAAUAUGUCGUCUGGAUAAUGAACGCUCUGACCUUUUGGUGCGUGUUUUAAAGGAGAUAAACGACGGAUAACAAGGAACUAAUAUUUCGUUAAAUAUCGAUGUGUAACAUUUAGUUAUAAGACAUGUAAGAAAUACAAAAGGGACUAGGUAAUAAUACCGCAAAACUGGGCUUAAUGCAUUUGCGAAAAGUACGCACAGUUUUCAAGGAUACAACUUUCCGUUUUGAUGGAAUUUUUCGUAAAAAGGAAAAGUUUUGACCCUAAUUAGCCAGUGUAUAAUGCACAGGUAAUAUGUGACGCAUAAGCAUUAAGCCCCGUUUUCUAAGAACGUGGCUUAAAUAAGUGUCAACUUAGGUCAUAGUAUUAAUUGCUAUUUAUUUUAUGCUUUCCGGUGGUUUAGAGAGAAAUACCAGUGAAAACUAAUUGGUAUUCCACUGUUUUAAACAGUGAAAAAUAACAGUGAAAAAUAUCGAUAUUUUUCACUGUUUUACUGUGAAAUGACGUCAUUUUUUCGACGAAAUGACGUCAUUAAUCCAGCGAAAUUAUCAAGUUAAACUCAUUAACAAUGUAAAUUAACGGUGAAAAAAGCAUAAAAUAAAAAGAAAAUUUGUUGGAUUCGAUGGAAUAUCGAUUUUAUUUCACUCGUGAUCAUAGAAAAUGUAUAUUUUCACUCGUGGCUUUGCCACUCGUGAAAAUAAUGUUUUCUAUCAUCACUCGUGAAAUAAAAUCGAUAUUCCACCGAAUCCAACAAAUAACCUCUAUAUAUACUGGUUCAGACGUUAUGUCAAUGAUGGAAGAGGCUCAAGCGAACUUAGAAAUAAGCGAGCAAGCAAAGGUAUGCUAUUUCGGGCUCGUUUUAUAAAACAUCUUAAAUUUGUAGUUUUCGAUACAAAUCGUAGUAUCCGAACAUCGGAUUUCAAAUUGUUGCACACAAUUAUUGUUGAUUUUGUAAGAUUUCUCUCAUUAUAAAUUUUAUUGUCGUAAUAGUUUAAAGUAAAUUGCUAAAAGUUUCGUUUGUUUUUAUAUACAUAAUGAACGUAUUAUGUUCAGUAAAGAUGUUUUAUUACAACGAUUAUUUGAGCCGUGUUCUGAGAAAACUGGUCAUAAUGCAUGUGCGUAAAGUGUCGUCCCAGCUUAGCCUGUGCAACACUUUCCGCAUUUAUGGUAUUUUUAGUUUCCAGGAAGUCCCUCCUUACCGAAAAUCAUGUUUAGGCGGAAAGUGUCGUCCCUGAUUAGCCUGUGCGAACUGCACAGGCUAAUCUGGGAUGACACUUUACGCACAUGCAUAAAGCCCAGUUUUCUCAGUACAAGGCUCAUUUAAUGAUUAUUGUGAAGUAAAUUCUUAACACGUCAUAUGACCUGAACCCUCUACCUAAUAAAAAGCAGUUGUGAAUGAAUAAAUAUAUGUAUAGUUUUUUUCAUUUUUUGAAAAACGGUUAGAAAUACGUUUUCACUUAUCUUUAAAUACUUGUCUCGUUAAUUAUGAUAGCAUAUUUGUUUGAAUGUAUGUGAUAUCUUUUGUUUAAAUGCAUAGAUAUGUCAGUCACAUGUGCUUGUUACAUAAUGUUGCAAAUUUUAACAUUACAUGUUAAUCCGUUGUUAAGAAUGAUAAUAAAUAUCUAACUGA